UCCGCAGCCUCGCGGGCACCAUUCCGUUCUAUACAUUACUAGAAUCCGAAUCAAACAACUGGCAUUAGUCUGAAUUUUGUCUCACCUGAACACUUUAUUCUGAAUACCUUAUUACUAUAACGGAAUAUUUAUUUAUAUCUAAGUAACUGCGGCUUCUGCGAGAUCUAGGCAGAGAUGUCAAGCAAUCGAAGAAGCACACAUUUCUGGAGCGAGGAAGAGACCGAUUUCCUUUUACAAACUUUAAAAGAGAUGAACAUAGACCGAUACAGAGACGGACGGAAGCACCGCAACAGUCUGAUCUUCAGGAAGGUUUGCGCUAGACAUAAGGAGGCAGGCUUUGCGCGCUCAUGUGAUCAAGUCAAACAUCGCUGGAAAACCCUCAAAUCCAUUUACUAUAAGGCCAAGAAACAAAAUACCAGCAGCUCUAAUGCGGCAUUUAAACAUUUUGAUACGAUGGAAGAAAUUUUUGGGCAUAGACCUUUGGUUGUUAUGGCAAAUCAAACCGAAGUUGAGAUCGACUUAAAAGACGAAUCCCCUUUGUCGGACAGCAAAUGCUUCACUUUUGAGGAUGGUGAAUGUGAUGAUGAUAAUGGAGUGGAUGACGUGGAAGGUGGAAUUCAAGAAGUCCAGUCAGUGAAAACGGAGAAUGAACCCCUCAUCCUCGCACAACCAUCUCAUGAGAGCUCCACCUCUACAGAAAGCUCCACACCCAACCAGCCAUUCACUUCUACAGACAGCAUCACAUCUACACAGCCAUCCACUUCCCAGCAGCCUCCUGCUCAAGGUAUGUUCAGACGCAGAAGGGCUUGUUGCACUGCACUGCACACCCAGUAUCAAGAUUUUCUUGAAAGAAUGCAGCAGACACAAAACACGUGGCUGGAGCGGCAACUGGAACAGAGCCAUGCACGAGAGGAACGUCUCAUUGCUAGAGUUCUAGCUGAACAUACUCGUUCUAUGGAGGCCUUAGUCAACCAGCUGUUUGCAGGGUUAAGAAGCCUCCUGCCCCAGUCCCAUCCCAACCUGCAGUCGAAUCCCCAGCCCGAUAUCCUCGAUACACACCCUGCAGAGCACUGGCAGCCUGUGCACCAGCCAACAUCAAGCAUGACUUCUCGACCAGAAGACGAUUCACAUGGCCACACAUCAGAGACUCUAAACCAGCCAUCAAAGUGAUUCAAAGAGUGAUUUAAAACCUGGUGUAUAUUGUUAAUAUUGAUGCAUUCUUAGAUUUCAUUUUGAGCAACUCUUGGACUGGUUUGUAAAACUUAAAGUAGCAAUCGAUUAUUUAUUUUACAUUAAGUUCAGAAGCCAUGUUGUUUUAUUUAGCUUACUGUGGUAUUGGUAGACAUAUUAGUUUAUGUUUAAAGGAUUUAUUGUUUUCUUUGUACCAGCUUCUGAAUGAAGUAUCUAUAUUCAGCCAUGAAUAAAGAGUCUCUGUCUAAUGUAAAUUAUCAGGAGCCAUGACAUGCUAUGUUUGUAAAAUAUGUUCUCAUGAGUCUUAUCUAUUAAUUUUAUGAAUUCUGAAGGAUCAUGUGACACCAAAGCCUGGAGAAAGGGCUGCUGAAAAUUCAGCUCUGCCAUCUUAGGGAUGAGUUACAUUUUGAAAUAUAUUAAAAUAGAACAUUAAAUUGUAAUAAUAUUUCACAUAUUGCUUGAAAUAUGAAUUGCUUAAACAGUUUUUACUGUAUUUUGAUCAAAUAAAUGCAACCUUGGUGAGCAGAA
This is a messenger RNA of Ctenopharyngodon idella (grass carp), 1719 nucleotides long. RefSeq lists its product as uncharacterized. NCBI's taxonomy places the organism in Eukaryota, Metazoa, Chordata, Actinopteri, Cypriniformes, Xenocyprididae. The transcript has 3 exons. Bases 175 to 1170 code for a protein of 331 amino acids. The record is from RefSeq and is a predicted model, not a curated record.